AUGGUAAAAGACCUAGAAUUAAAGCCCCUUCAUCCUGGGAAAAUAUUAAAAAGUGAGUUCCUAGAACCUUUGAAAGUGAGUGAGGUAGAAUUAGCCAAAAAAAUUCAAGUAAAAAAGUCAGUUAUUAAGGAUUUAGUGGCUGAAAAAAAGAGGAUGACAGUAGAUUUAGCCUAUCGUCUUUGUUUUUAUUUUGGAGUUAGUGCCGAAUAUUGGCUUAAUUUUCAAAAAAAUUAUGACUUGGAGACCUACCAAGAAUUAGCGGAAAAAGAAAUCAAAAAACAAAUUCGACCGAUGGAGAAAAGAUCUGACAAUUAUCGCACUGAUAAACACCAGAACAACCCAGGCGGUAUCCUGAUUUACAUUCCAGGAGAAUCCGACCUUGCCGGCGAAUUUCUAUUCUCCAAGAAACUAAAAAGUUUAGAGUUUUUGGGAGAAGUCCCCACCGAAGCCAGUCAAAAUCUCUAUGCCCCAGAAUUAGCCCCUAGUGAUAAAAGAAUUACCGGUAGAACCAAGCCUUUAUCCUUAAAAGCUAAACCGGAAUUCCAUCAAGAAUUAAAAAAGUUAGCCAUUGAGGAAAAUUGCCUAAUGAUUGAAGUCCUGGAAAAAGCCCUGGAAAUUAAGGAAAAUAUUCCUAGAAUAAAAAUCUUUUUGGAACAAGAACAUAUUAAUUAUGAAAUACACCGUAUUCCCGAAGGGCAAAUCUAUCAAGAACCAAUUAGGAAGUUCAAGAAAGCCCGACCAGCCAAAGUUGAUAUUUUUUCUGACUAUGGCGAAGCUUUGAAAGAUAAAGAAUUAGAAGCCGAAAAAAGAUUAUUAGAAGAAAUGGACGACGAAGAAGAAUGA
This is a messenger RNA of Diversispora eburnea, 843 nucleotides long. Lineage: Eukaryota; Fungi; Glomeromycota; Glomeromycetes; Diversisporales; Diversisporaceae. The record is from the annotation of a GenBank genome assembly.